Messenger RNA from Vollenhovia emeryi, 790 nucleotides. RefSeq lists its product as uncharacterized. The transcript has 4 exons. The record is from RefSeq and is a predicted model, not a curated record. The coding region runs from base 173 to 736 and encodes 187 amino acids. Lineage: Eukaryota; Metazoa; Arthropoda; Insecta; Hymenoptera; Formicidae.
AGUGGUGUUGCUAGCGGUGCCGCUUUUUUUCGCGCAUGCGCCCUGGAAGCUUGUAACGUUCGCAACAAUUGUGUAACUUACAUUGUUACGACUUGGAACUCUUGGAAGGGCUUCGAGCAGAGAGUAGCCUGAGAGCUGCCACGGCUGGUUUUUGGUGAUCCUCGAAUGUGUUAUGCCCUCUGUGGAUAUUAGGAAACGCGGACCUGAACUACGUAGCCAAUGUCCACAUUUUGCCAAAUCAAAGUGCCAGCACGUGAUACACGAAUCGUCGAGUGAAAUGGCAACGAACAAUUAUAAUAUGUCAAUUGCUUGCCAAGAAGUAAUCUCACUGACAAUUAUACGUACAAAAGUGCGCGUAUGUAAUAAAGUCUCCAUUUUCGUCGCGAUCGGGAGUGCCGUUUACAUAACCGAAGUAAAGACUUUUGAAAACCCAUUUGAACAAGUAUUCAUUAAAUGUCCGUUCCUGUCAAUGGCCACACUUUCGAAAUUUGGCAGUUUUUGGAGUAUAAAUACUCGCCAACUCGAAGUGAAAGCAAACUGGACGGAACAGAAUACUUUAAUUCAAAUGGGUUUUUCAAUCGGGAGUGUAAAGUCGUGCGACGUCGUUUCCGCGAGUGUCAAAGGACAACCCUGUGAAGGUGGAAACCUAGGAGAGGCAUCAGACAUCAGCGGAGCAACUUUACGAUGUUCCAGAAUCAACGUAGUUAAACUCCGCAGCUGCGUAUCAUAUCGGUGAGUCAAAAACUUUUUUAUUGAGGCAGCGAAUGUACUUUUCGUAGAUCGUAGAUUA